AUGAGUGUCACUUUCGAGGUUUUCCGUGGCUCCAAAGAGGGCAAGAUUGUGGCCGACAAGACCACUCGCACCCUCCAGGCCAAUGAAGUAUACAUCGAGACAAGCCAUUCUGGUCUCUGUGGUACCGAUGAGCACUUCCUUCACUCAGGAAUGGCCCUCGGCCACGAGGGUGUUGGACGUGUCAGUCAAGUUGGUCGUGAUGUCACCACCGUAAAGAUUGGACAACGCGUGGGUUUCGGAUACACUCACUACGUCUGCGGAACUUGUGAAAAGUGCUUGACUGGAUGGGAUCAAUAUUGCGAAAAUAAGAAGGAGUACGGAACCCAUGACCAUGACCUUGGAUCCUUCGGUGAGGGUGUUGUUUGGGAUGCCGACUGUGUGAUUCCCAUCCCCGAUGGCUAUGACUCCGCCGACGCCGCUCCCCUUAUGUGCGCUGGAGCAACUGUCUGGACUGUUCUGUCAGAGUAUGGUGUCAAGUCAACAGACCGUGUGGGAAUCAUGGGUGUUGGAGGCCUGGGCCAUCUUGCCAUCAAGCUUGCAUCCGCCAUGGGAUGCCACGUUGUUGUGCUCUCCAGCUCUGAGUCUAAGCGCGAGGAAGCUUUCAGCUUCGGUGCCUCUGAAUACCACGUCUUCAAGGCUGGCGAGGAGAUUCCCGACUUCAAGCCCGUGAACCACCUCCUUCUUUGCGGAAGUGCCAGCGUUGACUACCCAUCUCUCAUGCCCCUGAUGGACAUUCACGGAUCGAUCUACCCUCUUACCGUCGAUCUUUCUGCCACCCCAGUCCCCCUUCUGGCUCUUAACAUCAAGGGUGUCCGUAUCCAGGGCUCCUUGGUUGCCUCGCGCCACAGCCUUCGUUCUUUGGUCGAGUUUGCUGCCAAGAAGAAGAUUACCCCUACCACCAUGACAUUCCCUCUGACUGCCAGCGGUGUCGAGGAUGCCAUGGAGACCCUCCGCCAAGGAAAGAUGAGAUACCGCGGUGUUCUGAUCCGCCAGUAG
This is a messenger RNA of Penicillium salamii, 996 nucleotides long. NCBI's taxonomy places the organism in Eukaryota, Fungi, Ascomycota, Eurotiomycetes, Eurotiales, Aspergillaceae. The record is from the annotation of a GenBank genome assembly.